Molecule: messenger RNA, 853 nt
Organism: Myxozyma melibiosi
Lineage: Eukaryota; Fungi; Ascomycota; Lipomycetes; Lipomycetales; Lipomycetaceae
Product: cytochrome c oxidase assembly protein COX16-domain-containing protein
Exons: 3
Coding region: 78-647 (189 amino acids)
Biological process (GO): mitochondrial respiratory chain complex IV assembly
Cellular component (GO): mitochondrial inner membrane
Source: RefSeq, a predicted model, not a curated record
UCAGACGGCUCACAGUGAGCGCUUCCGACUCGAAAGAGCUCUCUUCCCGUCCUGAUCAUAUCAUAUCUCAGCCCAAGAUGAACAACCUCACCAGACUGAGCAGGUUCACGAUCUGUCGGAGUUGGAGCCGGGGUCUCCCGCGGUCGUUUGCAACGACCUCGUUCUUGCGCAAUGCUCCGCCCACCGGCUCACCCAGCAGCACUGCCUCCGCGCCCUCGCCGGCAACGCCUCCGCCGCCAAAACGAUACAAGCGAAUAGUCUACGUCGAAGAAGAAGACACGCGGCCUGAGAUAAUCCAAAAGAUCUCGCGCGUGAUUAACCUGGUGAAGAACACGUACUAUGGCUACGCACACAGGAACCCGUUCUUGUUCUACGGGCUGCCGUUCAUGACGUUCAUGGUCCUCGCCUCGUUCUAUCUGACUGAGUUCACCGAGAUCCGAUACAAGGCCUACGAUAGAGCGCGCACUCUGACGCCGGAAUCCGAACUCAUACCGAGUACAAAACAGGCUCGUAAGCCUUUAAGUCAAGAGACUAGAGAGGAAUACUACGAACGGCAAAUGAAGCUGCUAAAUACUAAUGACGCAAAGACCGAUUAUGACAUGAAACGCAUCGAACGACGGGCAGAGGAGCCUCCGGUAAGAUGGUAGUGCCUAGCCUUACACAACUACUAUCACUAGUCAAUCUUGUACAAAUCUCAAAUCAUUAAUACUAAAACAUCAAACUUUUGUACAUCUCCUCUAUCGCUUCUUAUACAAGCAAGGCUUAAGCAACGGCGCUCCGUUCGCCGUCCCCUCAUCCUCAUCCUCCGACUCUUCGAUAAACUUGAGCUUCUUCCUCUUAUUCGAAGAUCCCU